Molecule: messenger RNA, 1437 nt
Organism: Eimeria maxima
Lineage: Eukaryota; Apicomplexa; Conoidasida; Eucoccidiorida; Eimeriidae
Exons: 4
Coding region: 1-1437 (478 amino acids)
Source: RefSeq, a predicted model, not a curated record
AUGGACCUCUGGUUUGCUGCUACAGAGAAGGAAACUGCUCCAACUCAAAGACAAGGGAGGCCCCCGGCUUCCCCUUACGCGGAUUGGGAUCAUCUGCCACCUGAUGCGCACGUUGUGAGUGAUGCAAAGGGGGCAAGGGGAGACUUUGGAAAGCAGGUCGGACAGUUGGUGUCUUCUGGUGAACCUCCCUGUGUUGUUCCCCUGAAGCCCUUGCCGGCCCUCAGCGAGGAUGACUUCCUUCGGGGCCCAUGGGGGCCGCCACUAAGCAAGGCAAGCAGGCGGCACCUGCUGCGCGUUGGUCUCGACUACAAGGAAACACUGAGCCCACGCAGCCGGAGAGAGUGGGCGCCCAUGGAGAGGGAGAGGUGGGGGCGGUCUCGUGUACUCAGGUAUCUCAUCAAGACACACCAGGUUGUGUUCAAGCGGGAGUUGUUAGCAAAGGAGUUCAGAGAGGACUUUGACAAAUACUUAAAGAAUAGAGACCACAAACACAAGCAGGAGCAUGUGGGUUUACGAACUUGCACACGGCAGAAGGUCUCCCAAGGGGCCUUUUACAGGGACCCCCAAAAUAACACCUUGAGGGCCCUCAAAGGGGGAGCCGUAUCGGGUGGGUUCGUCUGGGGCUCUUCGCCCGUAGACAAUGGCGAUACCUUGCUUCCUAGGGGCUCUGCGACCUCUAGCGACCCUGAAAACUAUAUGUAUGAGGACUUUCAGGGGCCGUUGCCCUUCACUUCGAGAAGGGAACGUUCUAAAUAUCCCCCAAUGCAGCAGGCUCCUUCAGAGGGGAGACAGCACGGAGGGGCCUCACAAAGGGAGCCACAAAGGGAUGCGCUGGGGGCCCCACACAGGCCAGCCCGUGGUUCCCUACUGCAAGAACCUUUCCAAGGGGGGGCGGGCUGUGCAGUGAUGCAGGGAUACAGAAGCAGAACAGGGAGGGCUGAGAGGAGGUGGGAAAUGCACGCGGCAGGAGACAGCGUUGAAGGGGAUCAAGCAGGCACAGACAAAGAUAGCGAGAACAACAGGGAGGGAGGUUCAGGCGUCGAUGAAGACAUGGAAGGAGAAUAUUACAGACAGCAUCUUCCUUGCCGACAGAAACACCCCAAGGACAAAACAGUCCCCUUCGCGUUGCUAAGAGAAUAUGGUGCCUUCAUCGACGAGAUCACAUCAUGCGGGCUGUUGCAACAGGAACUGGACAGGUAUCUGCAGGAAACAACUGAGCCGGAAGCCAAAAAGAGCAUUCCUCACAUGGAACCGCCGAAGGGGCCCCGCAUUAACCCUAACUACAAUCUAGACAAGGACAAACUUGAGGCAGCAGCGAGGAAGCUGCAUGUACACCCCGAACAGCAACAGCAAACGUUUGAAGGCAUCGAAAGCAAAAGAAAAGCACUACUUGAGGAAGCAGGAACAGUUACAGGGGGAGGACGAUACAUUGUGUAA